GACGGCCAAGUGCAUCCAUCAGCUGCUCAAGGACUACGGCGCUGAACAACCACUUCCAACCGUGUUCUUUACUGAUAGUAUAAACGCCCAGAUAAACGUUAUGAACCCCCUCAAUAUAGCUAGGACUCGCUGCAUUGACAUAGGCUACAAAUGGGUCAUUGACAGGGUGAAGAAGGGCCUGAUCAAGGUUGUGCACAUCCCCGGCCGAAAUGGCAGCAGAUGGCCUUACAAAGCCGCUCAACACCGAGAAACACUCACAAUUUGUCAAAAUGCUCAGAGUGGAGGCAAGGAAAGUGCCCUGAAUGCGUUUCUACAUAGAAAGCCCUCAGCGAGGACUGACACAUAAAGUGCCCUGCAACGCAGUAACCCACUUCCGGAAGGAAGAAAACACCACGAAAGCGAUUUUAGGCUUUUGGGCACUAUUUACAGCUUCACUUUGGAAGGUUCAGUGUUACAAUCUGGAGAACAGGUCCACGGAGCUAGGCCCGGCCUAGGAUUGUGGGGGUCUGGACGGCAGGUAGGAGAUGACAGGAGACAAGGAGUAUCGUGC
Molecule: messenger RNA, 550 nt
Organism: Lasiosphaeria miniovina
Lineage: Eukaryota; Fungi; Ascomycota; Sordariomycetes; Sordariales; Lasiosphaeriaceae
Exons: 2
Coding region: 101-346 (81 amino acids)
Source: RefSeq, a predicted model, not a curated record